This is a messenger RNA of Chlamydomonas reinhardtii, 5168 nucleotides long. RefSeq lists its product as uncharacterized. Lineage: Eukaryota; Viridiplantae; Chlorophyta; Chlorophyceae; Chlamydomonadales; Chlamydomonadaceae. Gene Ontology annotation, molecular function: zinc ion binding. The record is from RefSeq and is a predicted model, not a curated record. The transcript is spliced from 10 exons. Bases 86 to 4666 code for a protein of 1526 amino acids.
CUUCCUUGCAGUAAGGAAGAUAUUCAGUCACGGACCCUGGCUGUCCCCACACACAAACGGCCUUGGUCGCGUCGAGUGGUCUUGGAUGGUCCCGAAUCCCAGCGCGUCCUUGGUUGCCGCCCGGCCUCGCAUGGCCCUAGCGCUGCUGUUGGUGCUAACCUUCGGAGCAAUCGCACCUCCCACCCGGGCAACAUUCAGGUCUCAAGACACUGCUGGAAACGAGCAGGCGGUUGCUGAGGCUAUCACCAGCAGAAACGCAGUUGGUGCUGCCCAAAGCGCGGCUGCCGGCUCAGCAGCAGCCGGGCCGGAUGAGGCAGCGGGCGCGGACGGGGACACAGGCGGGGACGAGGCCGAUGCGCACCUGCGGCGGAGACUGCUGUCAUUGCACGGGGUGCUGCUGCCCCAUCUGCAGCGGGGUGACGCACGGGCGCGGCGGGUGAUGGAGCUUCUGGCGUCGGUCGGGGCCCUGGGUGCGGAGCUGAGGGCCGCGGGCGACAGCUGGGCGGCGGGGCGUGCGGACGUGCUGUCCGCCGCCUCGGGGCGGGUGCGUGGCUCAUUGCAGCCGGCGGCGGAGCGGCUGCGGGAGGCGCUGCGGGAGCGGUGCAGUGACGCCGCGUUUGUGCCGCCCACCGACAAGCCCGCACAGAUAGCCGGCCCGGGCCUGACCUGCACCCUGGCCGGCUCCAGCUGCCGCCUGGUCCGACUGGCCGCACCCACCCGGCGCGACCUAGUGCUCACCUGCACGGAGCCGGCGGCCAGCGAGGCGCUGGUGCAGCCGCGGUACACCUCCGCCUACACCGCGGGGGCCACCCUCACCACCUCGGAGUGCAAGACCGACCGCCAGUUCGGGCUGGGCGGCACCGUCACUGCGGACCUGUGGCAGCCCGGCAGCAGGCCGCAGGACGCAGUGGGCACGUGGAGGAAGGUGGCGGACAGGUUGCGGCAGCAAGCCGCAGACGCUGUUGGCCGGGCAAGAGACAGGGCUGCGGCGGCGGCCGGCGCAGUGGGCACAGCAGGUGCAGCAGGCACAGCGGGCUCCGUGUUCUCUGCACGUGUGCGCAAUGGUGUCAGCGCCGAUGGCACAGCGGGAGGCGGCGCGGCUGGCACUGCGACUACUGCCAGCGGCAGUCGCACGACACCACUGCAGCGGCUGCUGCGCCCACACAGUGUGAUGGCGCGCGCCCUGCGAUUGGCUCUGAACAAGCACCGGGGCCGCCUGACCUCCGCAAUGGCGGCCUGGAUGCGCGCCCACGCAGACGGCGGCACCGCCUCGCUCCUGCAGCAGUCGGCGCCGGCGGCCGAGGACAGCGGCACUAGCAGCGCCGCCCGGCAGCAGGGUGCGGUGGCGGUGGCCCAGGCGGUGGCGGCGCUGAUGACGGACCUGGGUCUGGAGCGCCCGGCGGGGCAGCUGCUGAGUCAGCUAGGGGUGCAGGAGCAGGACGAGCCGCAGGUGGAGGAUCAGGGCGGCCGGGGCGCAGGAGGUGAGGGAGAGGGGAACGGGCAAGUGCCGUGGCAGGCGAGCGGCACGGCAGGAGCAGCGCGGAUGCAGCAGUCGGCGGCGGGGGAUGGAGCAGGCGCUGCGGGAGGCGGGGACGCGGUGAGCGGGGGCGGGAGCGGGGGCGGGGGCGUGGCGGGUGUGUUUGACCUAGUGGGGCGGACGGGGCUGCAGGCGCUUCGUGCGCAGCUGGCGCAGGCGGUCGCGGCACGCGGGGUGGGGGGCGCAGCCGGCGACCUGACCUCGCUCGCAGCAGACGUUAGCCUAGCAGAGAAUAUUGACCCGGCAGCGGGACCCAGGCAGCUGCUGAGCCGAUGGCCGAGUGGUGCCGUGGGGCCUGACGAGGGUGGCGAAAGGCCUGCUGCUGGUGCAACCACCGCGGCCCGUGAGAGCUCGGCGGUGCCUAAACAGCAGCUGCCGCUGCAGCUGCAGCGUCAACAGCUGCAGUUGCAAUUGCAGCCGGUUGCUAUGGACCAGGAGUGGCCGUCCUCGCCGCUGCCACCGCACCCGCCCCGCGCGGCGCAACGGGUCAGCGGGUCGGCGCCGCCGCUGCCCGACCUGCCCAGGCCGCAGCAGCCGCAGCCGCAGCCGCAGCCGCAGCAGCAACCACAGCCGCAGCAGCCGCAGGGUACUGGGCCGCACCUACGGGUGCAGGGCGUGGACACGCCUGCUGCUGUGUCGGGUGCCGGGCCCCAGCCGCGUGACCCCACCCCUGUGUCACCGCAGCAGCCAGCGCCCGGCGGCCAGGCUGGCGCGGCUACUGCGGCUGGUGGCGUGGGCGCCGACAGCGAGAGUCCCUGCUGCAGCAGCGCUAGCUGCAGCUUUGCACCUUGCAGCUACCAGGUCGCUGGCUCCUCAGCGUAUGGCGGCGGCUCAGUGGGCAGCGGGGCUACACAGGGCGCCACAGGCGACGCCUGUGCCUCGCCUUGCGCCGCACACUCGCCACCCAUCACAUCAACGUGCGGGAGCAACACCAGCAGCGGCGGCAUUGGCAGCCCUAGUGGAAACACCAGCAGCACCCGCGGCACCCACAGCGCCGCGAGCAUCUGCAGCGCAGGAACAAGCGGUGUCAGCAGCAGCCCCACCACCACCACCACGACGGGCGGCGGCAGCAGCGAGCGCGGCAUCAACCGGCUGUGGCGUCAGAAGUCCUCGCCGCCGGCAGAGCGCCAGUCACCGCAAGCAGCCGCGGCGCCGCUGCCGGGGGGCUCCACAAGGCAGCGCCGCAGCCAGGUGCCUUCCAAGACCCAACAGUCGCCGCGAGCCAAGCCAGUGUCGGGGCUCCGGCGCCUGCAGUCGCAGCCCCCGUCGCUGACACAGCCACUGCUCUCGCCGCAGCCGUCGGAAGAAUCGCCUGUUGCCGAUGUCGCCACGCUGCCAUGCGGCCGGGUGCAGCAGAAGCAGCAUGGCACACCCUCCGCCUCACAGACGACGGAGCCGGUGGCGCUGCCGGGGUCAGCCCUGGACCCGCCGCCGUCUGUGGGCGCUCUCAGGUCCGCUGCAGUUGCUGCUGCUGGCAGUGGUGGACCACAGCGACAGGCUGCUGCAGCCUCGCAGCUGCGGGCGGCGCCAGCAGGGCCUCAGCCGCAGCACCGCCCAGUGCUGGAUACCUCGUCACAAGCGAACCUCAGUAGUGGUGACGCCACUACUGCCUCUGCGGCUGCCGCUGCCCACAGGGACCUGGCAGCCCCACGCGUGCGGCCCCUCACACCGCAGCCGCCGCCGCCCGGCUCGGACCCAGCUUCACCGGCGGCGCAGCCACUGCAAUCGGCAGGACCGACGCACGCCGCUACGAGCGCCAGGGGGCCCCAGCACCAGACAUCUGCCCAUGUAGCAACAACAGCCUCAGCGGCAGCAGGCCAGGGGACCCGUGUCGGUUUCGGCGGUGGCGGCGGCAGCGGCGGCGGCAGCUCGGACGACCCUGAGGAUGAGGAGGAGCAGUGCUGCCGCGUGUGCCUGGAGCCGGUGUCACGCGGGCAGCUGCGCAGCGGUGCGGCGGUGCGGCUGGGCUGCCGGUGCAGCUCGGGUCUUGACCUGCUUCACCGCGACUGCGCCGACCGCUGGUUCCGGGGCGUGCGCUGCAGUGCCGUGUGCGAGGUGUGCGGCGGUGAGGCGGCGGGGCUGCCCGCCCGCAUCAAGGCGGCCAUCCGGUGGCAGCAGCUGCUGAACCCGCGCCGCGGCCCCCUGCAGCACCACCACCUCAUGGCCACACCCGACGGCGCGGGCGGCUGGCUGGCCGGCUCCGGCGGCUCCGGCGUCGUGGCCGUCAACAGUGGCGGCGGUAGCCCGUCGGCCUCACUGCCUUCCUUUCUGGGCGUGUACACACUGGUGUGCCUCAUGCCCGCCACCCUGGCAUCCAUGGGCCUCGUGCUCUUCUACUACCGCUACGUGGGCUGCGACGCGGGUGUGACCAUGGCCCUGAGCAUCCUCACCGCCUCCGCCACCAUCGUGCACUGGGUGUGCCUGCCCUUCAGGCCGGUGCUGCACGUGCUGUUCUGCGUGUUCACGCUGGCCUGUGUGUUCGGGACAACACUGCUGCUGGCGCGCACCGCGCACUGGGCGCCCGGCCUGGUGGCGGCGGUGGGCGCGGGCAUUGGCUUCGCAGUGGGUGUGGCGCUCUUCUACGGGCUGUUGCACCCCCUGGCGGGCCUGGUGCGGCUGUGGUGGUGCGAGGCGGCGGCGAGGCAGCGGGUGCUCUCGGCGGUUGCGGCUGCGGCUGCGGCGGGCGAGGGCGCGCCAGGGGCGGGAGUGGGAGCGGGAGGAGGCGCGGGGAGGACGGAGGUGGAUGGGGCGGCGGCGCUGGGGCGGCGCAGGCGCGCGGCGGUCGCGGCAGUGGCGGCGCCUGCUGGCAGUGUGGAGGGCGGUGGGGACUUGGAGAUGCAGGCGACGGCUGGGAUGGCAGGUGGCGGCGAGUUGGGGCGUGAGGGGUGGGUUGGCGGCGGCGGCAUCAGCCGUGGCGGCAGCAGCAGCGCUUCGGAUAUCCUGCGUGUGCUAGCAGGGGAGGACGGGGGCGAGGGGCCGGCCGCUGGCAGUGGUGGGGCGGGCGGUGCGGUGGGCCAUGGCCGCACGGGCUCGGCUCAGGUGCCGGGACCGGGGCCGUCCGGGUCCGGGUUGGGGCUGCUGGGUUUGAUGGUCAUGUCGGCGGGUGAGCACACGGGCGUGUGCGUGUGAGGGCACAGCGGCGUGUGCGCUUGCGUGGCUGGCGAGCUGUUCGAGGUGUUGCGGGUGCCGGAUUUGACUUGUGGAGGCAGCGGAGAUGAACGUUACCUGACGUGCUUGAAAAAACGCAACACGCACAAGCGAACGUGUAGUUCACGGCGUGAGCGGCGCAUGUGCAUCAAGGGUGAUAUGCAUUGGGGGGUGCACACGCAAUGCUCGGUGCCAUACAGUGUUGCUAUGAGGCAGUUGGGUGAGGGGCAGUGUGCGAAGGAUUUGAGGCUCUGCGUGGUGCUGGUGGUAGGUGUUCGGGCAUUCAGGUCACCGCUGACGCACUGAGGAAAGAGGCACUGACGCACUGAGGGAUGAGGCACUCCGGUACUGGUCUAGGCUGGGGCCCUGGCAGUAAGUACCGUGUACGGGUUCUUGUAGGCUGCAGAGGUCAUCCUGGCUCAGGCCUCCGGUGAACGGGGGAGGGCACUUCCGCAGCUGUAUCGAGUACGGGAAUUCGAUGGAG